Molecule: messenger RNA, 4566 nt
Organism: Bombina bombina (fire-bellied toad)
Lineage: Eukaryota; Metazoa; Chordata; Amphibia; Anura; Bombinatoridae
Gene: CEP135
Product: centrosomal protein 135
Exons: 25
Coding region: 37-3552 (1171 amino acids)
Source: RefSeq, a predicted model, not a curated record
GAAUCUGAAUUUGAGGACGCCCAUCACCAGAUCGACAUGAGUACUGCUGCAGAGAGGAAGUUCAUUAAUCUAAGAAAGCGUCUUGAUCAGCUGGGAUACAAGCAGCCGCUAGGCAUAGAAUCUCUGCCCUUAGUGGAAAAACUUUUCAGUGACCUUGUGCACACCACAGAAAGCCUUCGCAAUGCAAAGUUAUCAGCUGGCAAGAGUGAAAAAGAGAACAAGAACUUUGACUCUGUCAUAGAGCCGUAUAAGACAGAAAAUGCCAGGCUUGUCAGAGAAAACAAUGAGCUUCACCUAGAGCUUUUGAAACUUAAAGAAGAAUCUGAUCGGCAUAUUAAAGACCUGAAAGCUUCUUUAAGAAAACUUGAACACCAGGCAGCAGAUCUCAAGUUUCUGAACAAUCAGUAUAUCCACAAAAUAAGGUCAAUAGAAAAAGAGAGCAAAGCCAAAACCGAAAGGAUUCAACAACUCCAAGAGAAGAAUCUCCAGGCAGUAGUACAAACACCAGGUGGCAAGAAGAGAAACAUUCCCUUUAGACGACAACGGAUGCAGAUUGACCAGUCAGUGCCACCAUCGUCCAUCAGCGGUCACCCUGUACCUCAGCCUGAGGAUCCUUAUAUUGCAGACCUGCUUCAGGUGGCAGAUGAUAGAAUGCGUGAACUUCAACAUGAUGUUGACACGUUGCAGGAAAAACUUGAGAUGUCAGAAAGAGCAGUAAAAAAUCUUACCCAGCAGGUUGAACUAAGAGACAAAGAAGUAGAGCGCCUGGCACUUGCUCUGGAUGGCGGUCGUUCACAUGAUGUCAUUUCUUUAGAAGCAAGACACAGAAGCAAUGAGAAGCUUAUUUCCCAUCUAAACCUGCAGGUUGAAUAUCUUCAACAAGCAAAUAAAGACCUUGAAAAUCGUGUGCACGAUCUUUUAAAAACCAAGCAGAAUGUCACUAGUGAGGUGAUGAAUCUAAGCACCAAGAAUGAAGAAUUAUGUAAAGAGCUCACAGAGAUAGACCAUCUGGCUCAGCAACUAGAGAGAGAUAAAGAGAUGGUGCUGGAGACUGCAGAUGCAGAACUUGAAGAAGCAAAGAGUGAAAUAAAGAAAUUACAUAUCGAGAUCCACAAACUUGAAUCCACCGUAUUAAAGUUGAAAUCUGAGCUAACAACAUGUGACUAUGAGAAGAAUAAACUAGCUGAUGAACAUGAGAAAAGAAGAGAUGAAAACCAUAAGUUGGAAUCCGUUCUAAACCACAUCGAGCAUGAAAAGCAGCGGCUUUCAAAGAAAGUGGAAAGCCAAAUAGCCACAGAACGAGAGCUGGUGUUGGAAGUGGAAAGGAUGCGGACGCAGUAUGGUAUAUUACGUAGUGAUCGUUCACCUUCACGUAUUGACUCAUUUGUCAAGUCAUUGGAAGAAGAAAGAGAUUAUUACAGAAAUGAACUGGAAAAUCUUGAAAAGACACUAAGACUGAAAACUAGCCAUUCUAGGCAGAAUAUGAGUAGAUCACAUCAUUCACCAGAAAAGGGCAGUGGGUACAAUUCAGAACUGAGUCGUAUCACCAGAGAGAGAGAUGAACUCCAGAACAUGCUUGACAGGUUUGAGAAACACAUGGUAGAAAUCCAAUCCAGCGUCAGAGUGUUAACAUCAGAAAGAGAUAGAAUCAGUUUACAAUAUGACCAGGCCCAGAAAGAGCUAAUGAUGCUUAGAAAAGAAAUAUCUCCACUGGCCAAGAAGUCAUCUUCACAAAGUGAAUUUGUUCAUGUGGAAGAGGAAAGAGAUGUAGCCAUUUCUGACUUGAGAAGAGUCACAAAUGAAAAUGCCAGCCUGAGAGACCGGAUACAGAAUCAGCAGGAAUCUUUGGCCUCUGAAAAAUCUAAAUCCCUCCAAAGGAUUGCUGAACUCAAAGACGCAGUUCAUGCCCUUGAGACUGAAAGGUUUGAAUUAAAAUCUACAAUCUCAGAACUCAAAGAAAAAAUAGGUUUCAUGGAGAAAGAAGUGAGAUCACAGUCUGCUAAUCUGGCCCAGACUAUGGAUGACUCAUCUCAGUAUAAAUCUGAACUAAACUCCUUACGGUUACUAAACGAACAGCUGCAAAAAUCGAUGGAAGAUCUUCAGCAUCGACUCAAAGUAAAAAGCAAUGAAGUACAAUUAUCCCAAGAAGAAAUUGUAGCUUUGGAAGAAAGAAUAGAUGAAUUAACUCGCAAGAACUCUUCACUGGUUGAUGAAAUGAACAUGCUUAGAAACACAAUAUCUGUAUUGGAUAAAGAGAAAGAUAACCUACAGGAAAAUGUAGAUGAAAAAACUGAACGUAUUGCGUGCUUGGAUGAUAACCUGUCUAAUAAAGAAAAAACUAUUAGCAGUUUAAGGCUUACACUUUCAGACCUGGAGUCUACUAUUGACCAGUUAAAAGAUUCACUCAAUAAUAAAGAUCGCGAGAUAUCAAGUCUUCGCCGUCAACUUGAUUCUACCCUUUCUGAGCUUGCAGAAAAUGCAAGAGUAAGGGAAGUUACUCUCAAAGAAAAUAGAAGAUUGCAAGAUGACCUGGCAACAAUGACCAGGGAGAACCAGGCAGUUACUAUGGAGUUAGAAACUGCAGUACACGAGAAAGAAGAAUUAAAGCUUAGAGUUCAUAGUUACAUUUCUGAGGUUUCUCGGAUUGAAACCUUAAUGGCUGGUAAGGAACAAGAGAAUCGUGAUCUUCUGGAUCAAUUCAGGAUGGUCCAUAGCCAAGCUGAGGAAUGGGAGAUAAAAGCCCAAAAUGCAGAGGGUGAGAGCAGCUCCAUAAAAUUAGAGCUUCUUUCUGUGGAUACGGAUAGAAGACAUCUUCGAGAAAGAUUGGAUCACUUGGAAAAUGAAAUCCAAGAGCAUAUGAACGCCCAUUUAGCAUAUGAAUCCCAGAUCUCAUCCAUGGCCAAAGCUAUGUCCAAGCUAGAAGACCAGCUGAGACAGGCACAAAAUGAAAAUGCUUCAGUCUUAUCUGACUUGUCUUCUGUUAGAGAACUCUGCGUAAAAUUGGACUCCAGCAAAGAGCACUUCUCAAGACAACUCACAGCCCGUAACAUGGAACAGGAAAGGGUCUUGGAUGAACUUGAGGAUAUGAAAUCAGAAGCUGAACUUCUGAAAAAACAGCUUGCUAGUGAGAGACUUACUAUUAAGAACCUGGAAACACUGCUGGCAACUAAUCGGGAGAAGGAGUUCCAGAGCCACUUAACAACUCAUGAGAAAGAUUCUGAAAUCCAGUUGCUUAAAGACAGAUUAACACUUUCUGAAAGUAAACUGAACAGCCAUUCUCGAGAGGCUUCCAUGCUUAGAAAUAAACUUACACAGCUGCAGGGAGAUUAUGAUAUUGCAAAAAGACAACUUACCACAGAGCGAUUUGAGAGAGAGCGUGCAGUUCAAGAAUUGCGCCGGCAUGGACUCUCUACGUCAUCUGUUCGUACAUCAUCACCACUUACUUCAACAAUGAAAUCUUCAGGACAGUCUCCUGAACGCUCAAUUUUACGAUCGGUUGAACGAGUAUCUGAUAAAUCUGCAGAAAAGAGUGUAAGCUUCAAAGAUGACUGAUACCAAAUGAAAGAGAACUUGUGUUUAGGAUGUAUGAGGAAACUCUGUGAAUAUAGCUUCAUAACUUCUACGAAGGACAGCUUGACAACGUUUCUGAAAUGUUCAAAAAAUAUUGUUUCAUAUGUGUUUUACAAAUAAAUUGUAUACCAAGCCGAGGAACUCUCAAAAGAACCAAGUAUGGCUCGUACACUUUGCACGCAGCUGAACAAUAUCCAUGGAAGUUUGAAGCUUUUAUGGUUUUCAUAGAUGCUGUGGGUACUCUGUUGUACUAAAUAUUUUUAAAAAAAAUUGGUGGACAUUAAGAUAUGAAAACUGAAAUGCAGACACUUUUAUUAAUGGACCUCUGAUGUGUUUUAAGCAGCAAUUGUAGGUGAAUACUGUUGUAUACAAUUCCGUGUUUUUCCACAGAAAAUUUUGCAAUUCAGGUGGUCAUUAUGAACUAGCCAGGUGAGAGCAGAUUAAUAUUUAUCAAUAAUAUAAGAUUUUAUGUUAUUUAUACAAGUUACUUUACAUAUCCAAAGCACAAAUUAAUUGCAUUAUUUAACAUAAAUUAAGUAAUUUGUGCAACAGACGGCAAAAAAUAAUAAUCUAAUUUUAGUUUAAUAUUGGCUUAAAUAUUAGCAAAUAAUCUUGGCCGGGUGGUUUGCUAUUCAAUUAAUCUGAGUGUGCAUGUUUUAAUUUGAUGUAAAUAUUUCUCAGAAAUAUAUACCGGUAUAUUUUUAAGUUUUGUUUUGACCUAGUCAUGCAUAGGAUAGUAUGACAAGGCUUUUCAAGUAAUAUAAUGUUGUCCACUAGGUAGAAAGGAGAUGCCAUUAUUCCUCCUGUUAUUCAGUGUUGAAAACUCCUACAUUUUUAGCCGUCCAAUUAAGUGUGAAUUUCAAGAGGAAUAUGUGAUUCCAUUUUAUAUUCUCCAACGAGCAUAUGUUUACCAAUUUUAUAAUGUAAUAAGGUAUUUUCCACUACAUCAGGCAUGUUUUAAAGUAUGCAAACAAAAUAGAUUAAUACAUAAUUAGA